AGCUUUUGAUUGAACACAUACACAACUACACCUGUGCGCCAAUGGCACAGCAAGCCAUUAUGUUCGUCACCAAGAAAGAGAUAUGCUACAGACGGUCUUUGUAGAGACUUGAUACCCAGUUCUAGAUGGCUCAACUGUGUUGCUGAUAUUAGUUCGCUGUUGUUGCCGCAAUGUCUAGUAUUGGAAUCCUUGUUUGUGCUUAUCUGGGUUUCUUGGCUUGCGCCUUUACGUCUCUUUGUGCUAUAUUGUAUUCAACUCGAGAAACACCCUUUGUUAAAUCGAUGUAUUGAGCGCACCGCUUUGUUUAAUCGUUCUUUGAAAGUUUCUGCCAUCUAGUCUCAAUGGCAGAAUUCAAGUGAUUUGGAACAAAGCCGUGAUUUCUUGCCAACGAUAUAUAUUUGAUCCAAUGAGGGCUUCGAUUGGGGUGUUUCCCAUUUGGCUUCUUCAUUCCAAAUCACUGUAUAUUCAACUCGCAAUACCCAGGACCGGGCUGUCCAGACACUACGAACCUAACUCUCAGUUUGUAUUAUCUCCUUCACAUAUCACAUACUCCUUUUCAGUCACAAAAACGUGCCGGUCACUAUUUCAGUCUAAUAGCGAAAGGUACACUGUUUCUCCGUAAAAAUGGCCCGACACAAUGGAGGCUUUAACAAUCAGCAUCAGGCGAAUGGAAACAACACCAACAACAACAAUCGCCAAUGGAUGAACAACAACAAUAAUAACAACACUAGUAAUAACAACAAGAACAACAAUCGGCAGCAGAGGAACGCCAACGGAGUCAACAACAAUAACAAUAGAAAUCGCAACAAUAACAACGGCCCUCGAAAUCAGUCAAACCAACCAACCAAGAGCGCAAAACCUUGCAGAUAUGGAUUGCAAUGCACCAAAAUGGCCAAUGGAAGCUGUCCGUUCGGCCACCCGAAUAGCGGCAAUGUUAACCAUAUUAAAAAUUCGGGUCUUGGCAACCACGGGGUUCGAAACAAUGAAGGCCUAGGCACUACACAACCCUGGGACUUUGGCGAGUUUAAUCCCAUCCCCCACACUUUCGACAGUCAUAUUAACCAAGGUCAACCGGGAAAUAAGCUGAUGCUAGAGAGCUGGGAAUCCCAGAGGCAGCUUAGAAGAGAUCAUGAGCAGCUGGUGCAGGAGCUCAGCGACUACAAGCUGAACCAUCCAAGCAGUUGGUCCAAGGAAGAGGCGUUCCAACGUAUGUCUGUUGAGCUGAGGAGCUACGUCGCGGACAAGUACGUCCAGCAUAUGAACGCGGAAGAACUGGAGCGUAAAAGAAAGCCCGGAAUUUGGGGUUGA
This is a messenger RNA of Pyricularia oryzae 70-15, 1308 nucleotides long. RefSeq lists its product as uncharacterized. The transcript has 2 exons. Bases 625 to 1308 code for a protein of 227 amino acids. The record is from RefSeq and is a predicted model, not a curated record. Lineage: Eukaryota; Fungi; Ascomycota; Sordariomycetes; Magnaporthales; Pyriculariaceae.